Molecule: messenger RNA, 2340 nt
Organism: Alternaria atra
Lineage: Eukaryota; Fungi; Ascomycota; Dothideomycetes; Pleosporales; Pleosporaceae
Exons: 2
Coding region: 1-2340 (779 amino acids)
Biological process (GO): protein desumoylation
Cellular component (GO): nucleus
Molecular function (GO): deSUMOylase activity
Source: RefSeq, a predicted model, not a curated record
AUGCCUGCGGAUGUGCCAGUGGUCACUGCCAAUGGCUUCGGCGCUCCACAACUGCAGUCGCAGCACCCUACGCCUUCCUCUGUACCGUAUAUGCAUGUUCCCGGUGGAUGGCCGCAGGAAUACGCCAAUGCCGCCGAAGAAGUCAUAUCUCCGCGCGCUUCUCUAUUCAGUACGCUCGGCAAGUGGGCUGCGACCGUCAGCGUUGUCAACCUGCUCUCACUCCCGGUGCGCCUCGCAGAACGAUACCUUCGCCAGCAGACUAUCAAAGCGAUCCCGAUCAUCUCUUCGACUGGCUCCAGCAAGAAGCGCUUCGUUGCCGCAGGCGUGGCAGAUGAAGAGGACUCGACACCCUCACCUUCAGUGCGCGCGCGCGCAAACCAGACGCGUCGCGAGAAUCAAAGGCAGGCGCGCGCAUCACAGUCGUGGAACUCCAGCCUAGGCCCUGGUCAUUUCCGCGACUCACCGAUUCAAUAUACGUCACCACCAGCGAAUACACAAGAUUGCGCCGAGUUGGAGACUACAUCCACAUAUGGCAACAACUCCGACGACGCAAACACAUUUAUCGACGUCGAUGUCGACUUCUCCUUUGACAACAUCCUCACCUCAACCCCGCCGCGCAAUUCCCAAACAGGUUCUCCCAUAAAUGUAUCCUUGGAAUUCCCUCAGAUCGAUUCACUAGCGAGCUCGACUCCCCCGUCAUACGAAUACGAAUCGCCUGUUUGCGACAACGCAGCUCCGGCAUGGCUCUUUUCGCAGCAUCAGUCCCCUGCUGUACAUGCCUCUCCAGAUUUUGCAUCGCCAUCAGUGCUAGGAUCCGCAAACUCAAUCUUCAACUCAAGCCGCAAUGGCCAGCGUGCUUUCAAGCUUCCCUCGGUUACACCUAUGCGACGUCAGCUGUUGAAAAGACAGCUUGGUAAUGAUGUCAAACGCAGACAGGCCGCGCUUCUGACGGAGUCUACGGAGCAAGGUUCCACCGAGACCGAGCCAGCUAAAACCAAUCCCACCGAGGCAGUCAACCAAGACCCCUCUAACUCCACAGAUACUUUGUCAUACGCACCUCCUAUCCACGAGCCACACACACACCAACUCUACAACUCUCCAUCGGUACCACAAUCAGAGACCGAUGGCUCGCUGAUGAAACUUGACUUUGAGCCUGAAGCCCCUGAGUUCGAAUACGAAAACGAUUUGUCGUUCCUUCUUGAUGCACCGACUUCGCCACGAAGGAAGGGAGUACGAUGGGAAAAGGAUGCUAAAUGCAAACCUUUCUACUUUGAUGAGAAAGUCAGCGAAAUGCUCGAUUCCACACUAGAGACGAUUACCUCCAGUCCGAUCAGGGACUACUACGAUGUGUUCCAGAACAACAAUCGCGGCGCAUCAGACGGCAGUCGGGCAGCAUCUUCUCCUAGCUCUUCAGCAGCUAGUAGCCCGAGGAUUACGCUAUUCGAUUUCCCUGCCAAGGAUGGUGGUUGGCGCGGUGUCUCCGUGGAUGCUUUCAACUCUCCAGAUGAAUCGCUCGAGGAAUCUCAGCUUUCACUAGAGCUUUUCGAGGAUCUUCAGAGAGACAUGCAGAGAAAGCUUGCCUUGGCGCCACCACCUCCGCCACAGAAGCCACUGAUUGCACCACUCUCUCCUGAAGAAGAAAAGAUACUGCAAGAUGCUGCACUGAAGACUAACCACGGCCGCAACGCAAGUCAAUGGGUCAUCGAGGAGAAGCUCUAUGCUCGAGACUUUGCGACCCUGUUGCCUCGAGUGUUCAAUGGGGAUCCAAGGGCAUGGUUGAACGACAACAUUGUCAACGAAUAUCUUUCCAUUCUUGUCGCCGCAAAGAAGAAGGAACUGGGCUUUGUACAUAAACGUAACGGCCCGGCACCUGCACUUCACGCUUUCUCUUCCUUUUGGUACCAAACCGCCGAUACGUCGCGCUGGACAAACAGGUUCCAGCUCAAAGGCAAACAAUACCUAGAUGCUCAGCUUAUCCUCUAUCCCAUCUGUGACAAGGGACAUUGGCGUCUGCUAGCUGUCUAUCCCCAGGACCGCUCUAUGGAAUACUUCGACUCCAUGGGCCUUGACGGACAAAAGUAUAUCGACAAACUGAUGGAAUACCUUAAGCAGGAGCUCGGUGAACACUUCAUCCCCGAGGAAUGGGACAAAGACAACAUUCAACGGAGCGAACAACAACUGAAUGGAAGCGACUGCGGUGUUUUCACCCUCAUGAACGCUUUGAUCCUCAUUCGUGGUGACGAUCCCAAGCGUGUCCUUGCUACCAAUGGCAUGGAUGACGCGCGUAAGCGUAUCGCAGCUACUCUGCUGGCCCGACAGCCUACUACCGAGCUGGAAUGA